Messenger RNA from Astrephomene gubernaculifera, 8074 nucleotides. The record is from the annotation of a GenBank genome assembly. Lineage: Eukaryota; Viridiplantae; Chlorophyta; Chlorophyceae; Chlamydomonadales; Astrephomenaceae.
AGCUGCAGAUCGCUAGGAGUAUAUUUUGUUGUGCUUACAGGCGGGCAGCAGAGCGCCCGCAAACUUCUUUUCGUCAAGAGCUAAAAAAGACUAUACUGCAGGGCUUACAUAGAAAGCUACUUUCGCUAUGGAGGGUGGCGGGCCACCCCCACCGCCACCACCUCCUUCGGGCGGCUUUAGGCCCCCGGGAGGAAUGUUUCCUACUCCUGGACUUGGUCCUGGUAUGAUGCGCCCACCGAUGGUUCUACCACAGCAAACGCGCUAUUUCAAUCAGCCUGGAGUUCCAUCGCAGCCGGGCGGGAUGGCUCAGCCCCAGGCGCAGGCUCCUCGGCCGCCGGCCGUCCCAGUGCUUUCGGAGGAGCAGCAGCAGCAGCUCCUUGAGGAGAAGGCCAAGAAGUGGCUCCAGCUCAACUCCAAGCGGUACGGCGACAAGCGGAAGUUCGGCUUUGUGGAGGCGCCGAAGGAGGACAUGCCGCCCGAGCACGUGCGGAAGAUCAUUCGGGACCAUGGCGACAUGUCGUCCCGCAAGUUCCGGCACGACAAGCGCGUGUACCUGGGCGCGCUCAAGUUCGUGCCGCACGCCGUGUUUAAGCUGCUGGAGAACAUGCCCAUGCCCUGGGAGCAGGUCCGCCACGUGAAGGUCAUUUACCACAUCACGGGUGCCAUCACCUUCAUCAACGAGAUCCCCUGGGUCAUUGAGCCGGUAUACACGGCGCAGUGGGGCAGCAUGUGGAUCAUGAUGCGCCGUGAGAAGCGUGACCGCCGGCACUUCAAGCGCAUGCGCUUCCCGCCCUUUGAUGAUGAGGAGCCGCCGCUGGACUAUGCGGACAACUUGCUAGACGUGGAGCCGCUGGAGGCCAUUGAGAUGGAGCUUGACGAGGACGAGGACGCCGCCGUGUACGAGUGGCUGUACGACCACCAGCCGCUCAAGUACACCAAGUUUGUGAACGGCCCCAGCUACAAGCGCUGGAAGCUGCCGCUGCCCGUCAUGUCCACGCUGUACCGCCUGGCGGGGCAGCUGCUGACGGACUUCCCGGACCGCAACUACUUCUACCUGUUCGAGCCGCAGGCGUUUGUCACCGCCAAGAGCCUCAACAUGUGCAUCCCCGGCGGUCCCAAGUUCGAGCCGCUCUUCCGCGACAUGGACACGCGCGACGAGGACUGGAACGAGUUUAACGACAUUAACAAGCUCAUCAUCCGCUCGCCCAUCCGCACCGAGUACAAGGUGGCCUUCCCGUACCUGUACAACAACCGGCCGCGCAAGGUGCGGCUCAGCGUGUACCACCACCCCAUGUCCAUGUACAUUAAGACGGAGGAUCCCGACCUGCCGGCCUACUACUACGACCCGCUCAUCCACCCCAUCGCCGCGUACCGCUCGGCGGCUGGGGGGCGCCGCGCGCAGCUGGAGGAGGAGGUUGGCGGCGACGACGACGAGUGGGCGCUGCCGGACGGUGUGGACCCGCUGCUGGGCGAGCAGCCGCUCUACACGGACAACACGGCGUCCGGCAUUGCGCUGCUGUGGGCUCCCAAGCCCUUCAACCAGCGCUCCGGCCACACGCGCCGCGCGUUCGACGUGCCGCUGGUCAACCAGUGGUUUCAGGAGCACUGCCCGCCGACGUACCCCGUCAAGGUCCGCGUCAGCUACCAGAAGCUGCUGAAGAACUACGUGCUCAACGUCCUGCACCACCGGCAGCCCAAGAGCGUCAAGAAGAAGUACCUGCUGCGCGCGCUCAAGGCCACCAAGUUCUUCCAGUCUACGGAGCUGGACUGGGUGGAGGUCGGCCUGCAGGUUUGCCGGCAGGGCUACAACAUGCUCAACCUGCUGAUUCACCGCAAGAACCUCAACUACCUGCACCUUGACUACAACUUCAACCUGAAGCCCGUCAAGACGCUGACCACCAAGGAGCGCAAGAAGAGCCGCUUCGGCAAUGCGUUCCACCUGUGCCGUGAGAUUCUGCGCCUGACCAAGCUGGUCGUGGAUGCCAACGUGCAGUUCAGGCUCGGCAACGUCGACGCCUACCAGCUCGCGGACGGUCUGCAGUACAUUUUCUCGCACGUUGGCCAGCUGACGGGCAUGUACCGCUACAAGUACCGCCUGAUGCGGCAGAUCCGCGUGUGCAAGGACCUGAAGCACCUCAUCUACUACCGCUUCAACACCGGCCCCGUGGGCAAGGGCCCGGGUGUGGGCUUCUGGGCGCCCAUGUGGCGCGUGUGGCUCUUCUUCCUGCGCGGUAUCGUGCCGCUGCUGGAGCGCUGGCUGGGUAACCUGCUGGCGCGCCAGUUCGAGGGCCGCCAGUCCAAGGGCAUCGCCAAGACGGUCACCAAGCAGCGCAUCGAGUCGCACUUUGACCUGGAGCUGCGCGCGGCGGUGAUGCACGACAUCCUGGACAUGAUGCCCGAGGGCGUCAAGCAGAACAAGGCGCGCACCAUCCUGCAGCACCUGUCGGAGGCGUGGCGCUGCUGGAAGGCCAACAUCCCCUGGAAGGUGCCCGGCCUGCCGGCGCCGGUGGAGAACAUGAUCCUCCGCUACGUGAAGCAGAAGGCGGACUGGUGGACCAACGUGGCGCACUACAACCGCGAGCGCAUCCGCCGAGGCGCCACCGUCGACAAGACGGUGUGCCGCAAGAACCUGGGCCGCCUGACGCGCCUGUACCUCAAGGCGGAGCAGGAGCGGCAGCACAACUACCUCAAGGACGGUCCCUACGUGACGCCUGAGGAGGCGGUGGCCAUCUUCACCACCACCGUGCACUGGCUGGAGAGCCGCAAGUACAGCUGCAUCCCCUUCCCGCCGCUCAACUACAAGCACGACACCAAGCUGCUCAUCCUGGCGCUGGAGCGGCUGAAGGAGCAGUAUGUGGUGGCGGUGCGCCUGAACAGCCAGCAGCGUGAGGAGCUGGGUCUGGUGGAGCAGGCGUACGACAACCCGCACGAGGCGCUGCAGCGCAUCAAGCGGCACCUGCUGACGCAGCGCUCGUUCAAGGAGGUGGCGAUUGAGUUUAUGGAUCUGUACAGCCAUCUAAUCCCGGUGUACGAGAUUGAGCCGCUGGAGAAGAUUACGGACUGCUACCUGGACCAGUAUCUGUGGUUCGAGGCGGACAACCGGCACCUCUUCCCUAACUGGGUCAAGCCCGCCGACACGGAGCCGCCGCCGCUGCUGGUGUACAAGUGGUGCCACGGCAUCAACAACCUCACCAACGUGUGGGACACCGGCAACGGCGAGUGCGUGGUCAUGAUGCAGAGCGACUUUGAGAAGAUGUACGACAAGAUCGACCUCACGCUCAUGAACAGGCUUCUGCGCCUGAUCGUGGACCACAACAUUGCGGACUACAUCACGGCCAAGAACAACGUGGUCAUUGCCUACAAGGACAUGAGCCACACCAACUCGUACGGCCUCAUCCGCGGGUUGCAGUUCGCGUCCUUCAUCAUCCAGUACUACGGCCUGAUCCUGGACCUGCUGCUGCUGGGUCUGACGCGUGCAACGGAGAUCGCUGGGCCGCCCCAAUGCCCCAACGAGUUCCUGACCUUCCGGGACGUCAAGACGGAGUCGCGGCACCCCAUCCGCCUGUACAGCCGGUACCUGAACAAGGUCCACAUCCUCUUCAGGUUCAAUGCCGAUGAGGCCAAGGACCUCAUCCAGCGCUACCUCACGGAGCACCCCGACCCCAACAACGAGAACAUCGUGGGCUACAACAACAAGAAAUGCUGGCCGCGCGACGCGCGCAUGCGGCUCAUGAAGCACGACGUCAACCUGGGCCGCGCCGUGUUCUGGGACAUGAAGAACCGCCUGCCGCGCUCGCUGACCACCUUUGAGUGGGACAACAGCUUCGUGUCCGUGUACAGCCGUGACAACCCCAACCUGCUGUUCUCCAUGGCGGGCUUCGAGGUGCGCAUCCUGCCCAAGAUCCGCAUGGCCGCCGAGUCGUUCGCCAACAAGGACGGAGUGUGGGCGCUGCAGAACGUGCACACCAAGGAGCGCACGGCGCAGGCCUUCCUGCGCGUGGACGACGAGGGCCUCAAGGCCUUUGAGAACCGCGUGCGCCAGGUGCUCAUGUCGUCGGGCAGCACCACCUUCACCAAGAUCGCCAACAAGUGGAACACCGCGCUGAUCGGGCUGAUGACCUACUACCGCGAGGCCGUGCUGCACACCCAGGAGCUGCUGGACUUGCUGGUCAAGUGCGAGAACAAGAUCCAGACGCGCAUCAAGAUCGGCCUCAACUCCAAGAUGCCCAGCCGCUUCCCGCCCGUGGUCUUCUACAGCCCCAAGGAGGUGGGCGGCCUGGGCAUGCUGUCCAUGGGCCACAUCCUCAUCCCGCAGUCGGAUCUGCGCUACAGCCAGCAGACGGACCUGGGCGUGACGCACUUCCGCGCGGGCAUGUCGCAUGAGGAGGACCAGCUCAUCCCCAACCUCUACCGCUACAUCCAGCCCUGGGAGAGCGAGUUCAUGGACAGCGAGCGCGUGUGGAGCGAGUACGCGUUGAAGAAGGAGGAGGCCAAGGCGCAGAACCGGCGGCUGACGCUGGACGACCUGGACGACAGCUGGGACCGCGGUAUCCCGCGCAUCAACACGCUGUUCCAGAAGGACCGUCACACGCUGGCGUAUGACCGCGGGUGGCGCGUGCGGCAGGAGAUGAAGCAGUUCCAGGUCACCAAGAUGAACCCCUUCUGGUGGACGCACCAAAAGCACGACGGCAAGCUGUGGAACCUCAACAACUACCGCACCGAUGUCAUCCAGGCGCUGGGCGGUGUGGAGGGCAUCCUGGAGCACACGCUGUUCAAGGGCACGUACUUCCCCACCUGGGAGGGUCUGUUCUGGGAGAAGGCGUCGGGCUUCGAGGAGUCAAUGAAGUACAAGAAGCUCACGAACGCGCAACGCUCGGGUCUUAACCAGAUCCCCAACCGCCGCUUCACGCUGUGGUGGUCGCCCACCAUCAACCGCGCCAACGUGUAUGUGGGCUUCCAGGUGCAGCUGGACCUCACCGGCAUCUUCAUGCACGGCAAGAUCCCCACGCUCAAGAUCUCGCUCAUCCAGAUCUUCCGCGCGCACUUGUGGCAGAAGGUCCACGAGAGCGUGGUGAUGGACCUGUGCCAGGUGUUUGACCAGGAGCUGGACGCGCUGGAGAUCGAGACGGUGCAGAAGGAGACCAUCCACCCGCGCAAGAGCUACAAGAUGAACUCCUCCUGCGCCGACGUGCUGCUGUUCGCGGCGUACAAGUGGAACAUGAGCAAGCCCUCGCUCAUGGCGGACACCAACGACGUGUACGACCAGAAGCCCUCGAACAAGUACUGGGUGGACGUGCAGCUGCGCUGGGGCGACUACGACUCGCACGACAUCGAGCGCUACACGCGCGCCAAAUUCCUAGACUACACCACCGACAACAUGUCCAUCUACCCCUCGCCCACCGGCGUCAUGAUCGGCGUCGACCUGGCGUACAACCUGCACAGCGCGUACGGCAACUGGUUCCCCGGCAUCAAGCCACUGGUCAUCCAGGCCCUGGCCAAGAUCAUGAAAUCCAACCCCGCGCUGUACGUGCUGCGCGAGCGCAUCCGCAAGGGCCUGCAGCUGUACAGCUCUGAGCCCACGGAGCCCUACCUCAGCAGCCAGAACUACGGCGAGCUGUUCUCCAACCAGACGGUGUGGUUCGUGGACGACACCAACGUCUACCGCGUGACCAUCCACAAGACCUUUGAGGGCAACCUCACCACCAAGCCCAUCAACGGCGCCAUCUUCAUCUUCAACCCGCGCACCGGGCAGCUCUUCCUCAAGAUCAUCCACACCAGCGUGUGGGCGGGGCAGAAGCGCCUGUCGCAGCUGGCCAAGUGGAAGACGGCGGAGGAGGUGGCGGCGCUGGUGCGCUCGCUGCCGGUGGAGGAGCAGCCCAAGCGCAUCAUCGUGACGCGCAAGGGCAUGUUGGACCCUCUGGAGGUGCACCUGCUGGACUUCCCCAACAUUGUCAUCACGGGAUCCGAGCUGCAGCUGCCCUUCCAGGCGGCCAUCAAGCUGGAGAAGUUCGGCGACCUCAUCCUCAAGGCCACCGAGCCGCAGAUGGUGCUCUUCAACAUCUACGACGACUGGCUGAAGACCAUCUCCUCCUACACCGCCUUCUCGCGCCUCAUCCUCAUCCUGCGCGCGCUGCACGUCAACCCCGAGAAGGCGCGCAUGAUCCUGCGGCCCGACAAGUCCAUUGUAACGCAGCCGCACCACGUGUGGCCCAGCCUCACGGACGAGCAGUGGAUCAAGGUGGAGGUCGCGCUCAAGGACCUGAUCCUGGCGGACUACGGCAAGAAGAACAACGUCAACACGCAGGCGCUCACGCAGAGUGAGAUCCGCGAUAUCAUUCUGGGCGCGGAGAUCACGCCGCCCUCGCAGCAGCGGCAGCAGAUUGCGGAGAUUGAGAAGCAGGCGCGCGAGGGCGGGCACAUGACGGCUGUCACGACCAAGACCACCAACGUGCACGGCGACGACCUCAUCGUGACCACCACUUCGCCGUACGAGCAGGCCGCCUUCGGCUCCAAGACGGAGUGGCGUGUGCGCGCCAUUUCCGCCGCCAACCUGCAUCUGCGCGUCAACCACAUCUACGUCAACAGCGACGAUAUCCGCGAGACCGGCUACACCUACGUGCUGCCCAAGAACCUGCUCAAGAAGUUCAUCUGCAUCGCGGACCUGCGCACGCAGAUUGCGGGCUUCAUGUACGGCGUCUCCCCGCCGGACAACAGCCAGGUGAAGGAGGUGCGCGCCAUCGUGAUGCCGCCGCAGUGGGGCAACCACCAGCUGGUCAACCUGCCCGCCAACAUGCCGGAGCACGACUACCUGAAGGACCUGGAGCCGCUGGGCUGGAUCCACACGCAGCCCAACGAGCUGCCGCAGAUGGCGCCGCAGGAUGUGAUGUCGCACGCCAAGAUGCUGGAGGCGCACCGCAGCUGGGACGGCGAGCGCUGCGUGCUAGUGACGGUGUCCUUCACGCCCGGCUCCUGCUCGCUGACGGCGUACAAGCUGACGCCGGGCGGCUACGAGUGGGGCCGCAGCAACAAGGACGUGUCGGCCAACCCGCAGGGCUACAAGCCGGACUUCUACGAGAAGGUGCAGCUGCUGCUGUCGGACCGCUUCAUGGGCUUCUACAUGGUGCCCGACACUGGCUCCUGGAACUACAACUUCAUGGGCGUCAAGCACAGCCCCUCCAUGAAGUACGGCCUGCGGCUGGCCAACCCCAAGGAGUUCUACCACGAGGUGCACAGGCCGACGCACUUCCUGGAGUUCUCGACGCUGGAGGACGCCGACCCAGGGGUCGACGUGGAGAACCACUUCGCGUAGUACUGCGGGGUCGACAGCACCGCGGAGGGCUGCCGCGAGGGCAGCGCCAUGCUUUGCAGGCGCAUGGACUAGGGGAGGGGCUGAACCCUUGGGUACAGUGGAGACGGGCUGGGCGAGUUGUUUAGUUGCGCCUUGGGCUUUGUGAUUGGCUUAGUGUUUAGACACUUCUGCGUGUUGUGUUUACUGUUUAGGCCGGAUGUACGUAGCGGUUCCAAGUACAUACUAUGUUGGCGUUUCGUACUUUUGGCGGGCAUGCCUGUCCAAUCUACUGACAAAGACGGGAAGUAUCGAGGUUCGGUGAAUGCAACGGCUGGCGUAUUGCAGUUUUUGCAUGGGGCCUGUUACCUGGUAAUGGCAGAGGUUAUCAGAGCAAGCACCGUACAUGUACGACGACAGUAGCAUUCUAUAGGAUAGAUGACAGUUACCGGACCCUGCAUUAGGUAGGAGUGUGACGUACGAAGUUGCUUUGUGUGCAGUGCCAGGUCUUUAGGUAGGCAACUGGCUAUGCAUAAUUCUUCGCAAGAGCAAGUGGAGAGGAGGUUAAGCGAGAUGAUGUGCCGUGCGCCGACCUGCUCACGGAUUUUGGUUGUUAUUGGCGGGAUAUCGGCGUUGCCUAGAGCAAGGUAUUAGCCGGGAACUUGGGCGCAUUGCGCGCAAUGGAAAUUACGUUGAAAAUGGGCUGGUUGCGCGCAACGGUCCCGCGCGACACGCCCAUGUUCCUGGCCUGACAAAUCUGCCUCACUUUAAUCUGCAGUAUGUAUUUAU